This is a messenger RNA of Eubalaena glacialis (North Atlantic right whale), 1446 nucleotides long. It is a transcript of the gene SORD, whose product is annotated as sorbitol dehydrogenase. The transcript has 10 exons. Gene Ontology annotation, molecular function: zinc ion binding; L-iditol 2-dehydrogenase (NAD+) activity. NCBI's taxonomy places the organism in Eukaryota, Metazoa, Chordata, Mammalia, Artiodactyla, Balaenidae. The record is from RefSeq and is a predicted model, not a curated record. The coding region runs from base 82 to 1317 and encodes 411 amino acids. Gene Ontology annotation, biological process: D-sorbitol catabolic process.
AGCUCUGCACGGGGCCGCCAACCGAACCACCUCAAGAGCUGCGGAUUGCAGCCUCGGCGGACCCGAGAGGUAGAGAGCGACAUGGCGGCGGCCAAGCCCGAGAACCUCUCCCUGGUGGUACACGGACCCGGAGACCUGCGCUUGGAGAACUAUCCUAUCCCUGAACCAGGCCCAAAUGAGGUGCUGCUGAAGAUGCAUUCUGUUGGAAUCUGCGGCUCAGAUGUCCACUACUGGCAGCAUGGUCGAAUUGGAGAUUUUGUUGUGAAAAAGCCAAUGGUGCUGGGGCAUGAAGCCUCAGGAACAGUCAUAAAAGUGGGAUCAUUGGUCAAACACCUAAAACCAGGUGAUCGUGUUGCCAUCGAGCCUGGUGCUCCCCGAGAAGCUGAUGAAUUCUGCAAGAUUGGCCGAUACAAUCUGUCACCAACCAUCUUCUUCUGUGCCACGCCCCCUGAUGACGGGAACCUCUGCCGGUUCUACAAGCACAAUGCUAACUUCUGCUACAAACUUCCUGACAAUGUCACCUUUGAGGAAGGGGCCCUGAUUGAGCCACUGUCUGUGGGGAUCCAUGCCUGCCGGCGAGCUGGAGUCACCCUGGGGCACAGGGUCUUUGUGUGCGGAGCUGGGCCAAUUGGACUGGUCAGUUUGCUCGUGGCCAAAGCAAUGGGUGCAUCUCAAGUGGUGGUGACUGGGUUGAAAAGCCCACCAGGAGAUGACCAAGUCAGGGCUGAGGAGGAGACUCUUUUGAAGCUCCUGGGAGAGGGUGGCUGCUGCAGAGAAGAGGACCUGGCUCUUUAUAUGUGGACCUCAGAUGCUUAUACUGCCCACUUGGUCCUAAGAAGAGUUUCAGCCCUUGAUCUGUCAGCCUCUCGGUUGUCUAAAGCCAAGGAAGUUGGAGCUGAUUUCCUUCUCCAGAUCUCCAAUGAGAGCCCUCAGGAAAUUGCCAAUAAAGUGGAAGGCCUGCUGGGGUGCAAGCCAGAAGUUACCAUCGAGUGCACAGGGGUGGAGACCUCCAUCCAGGCGGGCAUAUACGCCACUCAAUCUGGUGGGACACUGGUGCUUGUGGGGCUGGGCUCUGAGAUGACCAGUGUGCCCCUAGUGCACGCAGCUACCAGGGAGGUGGACAUCAAGGGUGUGUUUCGAUACUGCAACACAUGGCCGAUGGCGAUUUCAAUGCUUGCAUCAAAGUCUGUGAAUGUAAAGCCCUUGGUCACCCAUCGGUUUCCUCUGGAGAAAGCUCUGGAGGCCUUUGAAACAUCCAAAAAGGGAUUGGGGUUGAAAGUCAUGAUCAAGUGUGACCCCAAGGACCAGAAUCCAUGAUAUGAAUUGGGCUCUGUCCUUGUCCCCACUCUCAGCAUCUUGGGGUUGAGUGGUUGGCUGGGCAGUGGUGGAAAUUUCUUUUGAGUAGUAAGAAUAAUUAAAAUAAUUCAUUAUUAAAAGAGAGCCUUA